AUUCUCCCGCAUUUAUUUUAGUGCCUUCCUGGUUUGAUUUCUGAUUGUCGAUAAAAACACUGAAAAGAACUCGCGCGCUCCUCUUAUUGUCUUCUUCUUUAUCGCUCAGUCGCCGACUCGGUGUCCUUUCUGGAGGAAGCUUUUCUGCACAAUCAAGGAUAUGGAUACGUCGAAACCUGCAAUUUUUGUCAAUGGAGGGCUGUUGCCCAUGCAUGUGCGGAAGAGGGUCCGAACUGUUAUUCAAGUUCUUGGAUCUGAUCGUGGAACUGUCAUUGGGAAAUCAACAGAUGACCACCAGCUUACUGUUAAAGGCUCCCCACCAUCUGUUCCUCUUACAAAUUUCGUUGAGGUUAUUGGCAUUGCUGACAGUGAAAAAUCUAUCCAAGCUGAAAUAUGGACCAACUUCGGCGACACUUUUGAUACAUAUUCCUACAAUCAGCUUUGUCAGCUUGCAAAUGGUGAAUAUCAGCUCUUGUUCCUCUGAGAUUACUUGUCUUUACAAGUAUCUAUGCUCUGGGGUGCUUUUGGGUCUUGAUGUAACUAGAUGGUCGAUGAUGAUAAAUUUGGCCAGUUUUGUAGCUUUCAUUACAAUUUUGGAUAUUUCUUGAACCAAUGUUUUGGUCUUUUGAGUAAAUAAUAAGUUUAGGUUCAGACAAAAACUAAACUUUAGGUUGAGUUGUACUUGUGAAAAACACAUCACCAAAAUCAUUUGCACCAAUGCUUUCUCAUGCCACUCAAGCCACAUCUUUGAAAUCAUCUCCUUCUUGAGCAAUGAGGUGAUCAUCCUGCUCAGGUGAAUCAGCAACAACCAAUCAAUACAUAUAUUCCUUUUCUUCUGGUCUUGCUGGAAGAGAACGUCUAUUGCUGUAGGGGUGAUUGAUGGGUGUCAGUGAACUUCUAAUAUUAAGAUAGAGGAUGUAUCCACCAUAUUUGAUUGAUUAAAAGGAGGCUUCCGCAUUCUGGGAAUUGAAGUGUUUUAUGGUGUAUUCUUUAUAGA
This is a messenger RNA of Manihot esculenta (cassava), 997 nucleotides long. RefSeq names its product replication protein A 14 kDa subunit A. The transcript has 3 exons. The record is from RefSeq and is a predicted model, not a curated record. Bases 161 to 484 code for a protein of 107 amino acids. Gene Ontology annotation, biological process: DNA repair; DNA replication; DNA recombination. Gene Ontology annotation, cellular component: nucleus. Gene Ontology annotation, molecular function: DNA binding. NCBI's taxonomy places the organism in Eukaryota, Viridiplantae, Streptophyta, Magnoliopsida, Malpighiales, Euphorbiaceae.